UCGGCCGAAAUUUUGAAUCCCAAUGACAAAUGCCCAUUUUCACCCCAUUCUAAUCCCACCAAACUCUCCCAUCUUCUCUCCACACUUUUUAUUUUAUCAGGCCAGGCAACCAGCCCCCCGUGCAUGCUGGUUUUGGAGUAGCCCGUCGGCUCGAGGCUCGUGAACGAAUGCCAUUCGCAUCUUUCAACUCUUUGGUCGACCGCCGCACGCCGCCUCUUCAACUACCACAUAAUGGCCGACGACGAUUCCGAUUUGGAGAUUUUAGACUCACUUCCCGAUCACAUCAACAAUGACCGUCGUUCUGUACCGCCCCGCCGCCGCCGUCCCGCAAACUUCAACGGCAUCGAUAAUCAAACAAUUGGUCACGAACAUUUUAGAGGACCUCGACGGACCAGAGGAGAAAGCGCUCGCGAUUUGCCCAGCAUGAACGAAAGGCGACGCCAAAGGCUGCAACUCGAUGCCAUGCAAGAUCUUGCCCGCCAGUCAGACGCAGCACGCCACCGACCCCAGGCCGUCGACGUUAUCGACUUGACGGAUGAGCCGGAUAACGUGCCGCCGCCGCCGGCACCUCUCACACUGCCCCGAGUCGUACCAGACCCGAAUGGAAUACCCGCCCGUAGGAACGUCGGCUUCCUUGACGUCGUCAACAACCCGAGUCAGCAAUCAGAGCAUCCAAGAAACCCAAGGAGGCAGCAGUCGGGCCUAGCACGUACGCCAUCUCUGUCACGCAGCGACCCCAGCAUCGGCUUCGGCCGUGGUCGUUCUGCGAUCCCAGCCCAAAUGCACAUUGAUUUGACAGAGGACGACGACGUGCCGUCUAUCACAGCCUCAGCUGCAGGGCAGCAAAGUAGACACGCGACUCGGGGAUCCAUGCUCGAAACGCCUGCCAACAGGCCAUGGCUCUGGGGAAGACCCAGUGGCGCUGUCACGAGCGUGCUUGGGAUGUUCCUUGGCCUCGGUGGGAAUGCGAGUAGGAACACAGGCGCACCGGGAGAUGCGGCAGCUGGUGCAGCAGGCAAUCAUCGCCUCCGAGAGAUCAGAGAUAUUCACCAAGAAUUUGAGAGGACCCUGGAACUGAACCAGCUCAUACAAGGGAAUCGUCAGAGGGAUAUGUUGAUCGAGCUUGAUUACGGUGGCCUUCCUCCCAACUUUUGGGACGACCACACGCCCAACAGACCAAAGCCUGCGUAUGUGCCGCCUCCUGACGCGCCUGUCGGUUUCACUCGUGACACGGGGGAAGAGGUUGUCGCGAUUUGUCCUGGCUGUGACGAGGAGCUCGUCUACGACCCGGAUGAGGUCCGUGACGAACCAGAGGUUGCACCUACAAAGAAGCCUAGGACCAAGAAGGAUCGGGCUGAACAUCACUUUAUGGCGAUCAAAGCUUGUGGCCAUGUCUAUUGCCGGGUUUGUUAUGAGCGCAGAGCAACGCCCAGCAGCCGCAAAGGUGGCUCGGGACCACACUUCAGGCAGCUCCAAGACAGCACUAAACUGCUGUGUGCCGUGGAUGACUGUGCAUCGGAGAUCAAGUCAAAAACCGCCUGGCUUGGCAUAUUUGUCUAGCUGCUUAUUGGUUACCAGCUGUCAAACUGUCGGCAUUCAUGUGUGACCAUACCUCGGCAGCCACUAGCAGAAUACCCUUUUUGUCUACCUGACCCGGCUGACAACAGACUUCAAGGAAACAUCGAGACGGAGAGGUUAAUCUCUUCAAGAGAGCAAACCGGCUCUUAUAACUCUGCUUAUCCUGGUCUAAUUUCUUAUAUGUUCUUUCUUUUUUUUUUUUUUUUUACUUGUUUUUGUUCUCUGUUUAU
This is a messenger RNA of Pyricularia grisea, 1808 nucleotides long. RefSeq lists its product as uncharacterized. NCBI's taxonomy places the organism in Eukaryota, Fungi, Ascomycota, Sordariomycetes, Magnaporthales, Pyriculariaceae. The coding region runs from base 232 to 1560 and encodes 442 amino acids. The record is from RefSeq and is a predicted model, not a curated record. Gene Ontology annotation, molecular function: ubiquitin-protein transferase activity. Gene Ontology annotation, cellular component: SUMO-targeted ubiquitin ligase complex. The transcript is spliced from 2 exons.